UUUAAUCCCGGGACGUUCGUAGUCGAAGCGGACGAGGAUCGAUCGGAAUCAGCGGAACAACCGCGGCCCGGAAACAGCAAAAGCAGCGUGGUUGUUCUGUAUAACGAUAAAUCGGCCGUGCCACCCUCGACAUCCCCUGAACCACCCCUCAGAGCCACCCAAUCGGAACGUGCGAUUCCACGCGAUUCGAAUCUAUCGGCGGACACUGUUCAACUGUUACGAGACAAAAAGUCGAAUCCGACGGAAACACCGGAAGACGGGUCUCCUACGUAUCCGAUUGACCGAAGAAAAGUUACUUUGAGACGACGUCGACGUCCAUCGAAGCGGCAAAGGCCACUCAACGUGCACGUUUAUCAGGAUAGUCGGCUACUCCAGGUCGCCUCCUUGUCCAAGGAUCAUCGUGUCGGUUCGAGAGAGGCGCGUUUGGUGGAAAAGAGAUCCGAUCCGGCGAGAUACACGGUCAGGUCGGCGAAAAAUUUGAUUAGAUCAGAAGAGGGAUCGUCUACACGGCAGGACGACGAUUCGGAUGAUCUCGAUCGAGCUAGGAGAUCGGACAAGCACUGGAAGCUCGAUAGAACCUUCAGGGAACGAUGUCGUCCCUCUGAUAAUUCCGUUCCCAAACUAAUGGCUCGUCCCGGUCCUGGAAGGGACGGCGAUUGCGAACAGCUAAGAAACGAAGGGGUUUAUCCGAAUCUGGCCUACCUAAUGCAACAGAUGCACUCUCGUCCACGAGAACGAGGCGACGAUCGUGCAUUUAUCAGCGUGAACGACGGCGACAAUUCGAAGCGGGUGUUCCCGUUUCAAGCGACCCCGAGCGGUAACCUGAAGAUCGUUCCCAAUCAGGUGGUAUUCGAGUCGAAAAAGGUCAGCGUGUUAGUGGCUGAUCCACGACACACCAAGGUGAACGUCAAAGCUGAACUGAGUAGAUCCGGAAACGAGCUAGCUGGACGUUCGUCGGAAUCUUCGACGCGACCAAGAUUCAUCGAUCUUCCACCGGGUGUCUCAUCAUCGACAAUCAAUCAAUUGCAGGCUCAGAAGAAGCUGCCAGCUGUCGAGGGCAAACACAGGUCCACGAUGCACCCGUUUAAGGCGAAGCUCGCUCAAACGGAGAUGAUAGAAGCGAAGCAACAGCAACAAGCGACAGCGUCAACGUCUUACGAGAUGCCAACGUUAGAGGAGGUGCCACUUUCAGCACUCGGAUUUACGAGCGAACAACCGAUCGAUUGGGAGAACAUCAUUCUCCCGGAGAAAACCGACCUGUAUCAGGAGUUGGCCAGGCGUAUCACAAAUUACAAGAACGCCGAUUGUAUUGUGCGAAUCGAUCAGGACGAGUUCCAUUGUCACCUGCUAGUGCUGCAGAGCUACAGCGGCUUCUUCGACGAGAAGAAUUGCAAGGAGAUCGAUCUAACCGGGAACGAAGUAUCCUCGAAGGCGUUCUCAAUCAUUUACGACUGGAUGAUCAGUUCGCAAAACGACAGCUAUCGCCUUCUACAAAGGGACAAUAUCUUGGAGGUCUUUACAGCUGCACAGUAUCUCGGAAUCAAAGAACUGGAAGAACAAUGCUGGGCGUUUAUAGACAACGACGAAUUAUUCACAGAAGACACCGCCUUCUUGUUAUAUUUAGAGGCAAGAAAAAUAAAAAACAACGCAGUUAUGGAGUUAAUGGUACCCAGGAUCAUGAAGUUCUUCCUGAUACUCGUCAGCACUAAAGACUUCCUAGAAUUAUCCGUUGAUGAACUGGGUCUUUUAUUAAAGUCCAAUUAUAUUUCUGUCAAUAGUGAAAUGGAAGUUCUGAUGUCUGCUGUUCGAUGGCUGAUGCACGAUUGGGAAAACAGAAAGCAAUACAUGUUGCAAGUGUUAAAAUGCGUUAGAUUCGGAUUAAUUGCACCGUGGCAGCUGGUAGAUGUUAAAAGAAAUCCAGAGAAUCCUGAAUUCAUGGAACUCAUGUCUUAUCCCGAGGUGCAGAAAAUGGUGGACGACGGUUUAGCUUUCGUUAUCAUUAAAUACUGGUAUGGCAAUCAGACUGAAGAUUAUUACCAUUGGAUCGAUUUAUUAGGACUGUCAGAGCCAACUAAUCGAAACUGGGCCGGAGAGGACAAAAACUAUGUGACGUAUCGAGAAUUUCUACUUUAUCUCGAGGAGUACCAGAAAACCAAAAUUUCAGAAUUGAAAAAUCGGAGGAAUCGACCCAAACCCAUUCCUCCCAAUUCACCCCCUAACGAUUACGCACUUCCACCCCCUAGAACAUCAAACGAUUAUGCACAGAGCUCAGGCGAUACCCCGGCAAUUCAUAACGAUACAGGAAUGCAUCCAAGGCAUUCGAAGGUUGCCAGUGGAAACUAUUUGCCGAUGGAAAUUCCCGAAGGUAUGAUGAUGCCACCGAAAUUUAUGAACGACUACCUGAGCAGCUUGGAAAGAAGCAAAGGGAACGAACAGAGGAACGUUGCCUUCGUCAGUAGAUUCACCGGAGGCGGAGAAUCGCCGAAACUCGCCUACAGAUCAUCGACCACGGAGAAACGUGUACAAGAACAAUGUAAACGUGGCGUGAACUUACCGGAUACCGCUAAAUUCGAUUACGAGAACCGACAGGAGAAGAAGGCGACGGAUGUUUGUCGAUGCCAGCAGCGCGAGUCGAAUUUGAUAUUUUCCACGAGGAAGCAGCAGCAGCAACAACACCAGGGAAGGUGUAAGAGGGAACCGGAAAAACGAACGGCCUCCGUUAAAUCGGAAGAGGAAGCAGCCACCACGAUACAGGCUGUGUACAGAGGAUUCAAGGCUCGAAGAAAAUUCGACGAAAUAAGGAAAUCAACAUCGGAGGAGAAGCGGAAUAUCAAGAAGGUAGCGGAACUUUUAGCCAUUCCGAUGGACGAAGCACCGCGCAAUCCCUCGAAGGAUACCAUCAGAAUUUCAAGCAGCUCAGCGAAUCAAAUGAGAAACGAGGAAGACGUUACACCAGGAUCGUUAAGUCCCAGGAAAAAUUCGAAGGAACAAUCGAUCCUCCGGAACAAAAGUCAACGUAUCGUUGGAGAUCAAUUGGAUCAUAUGGACGCGUCUCUACCCACUUACGAAAAAGAAAGGAACAAGCGAAUUCUGCAGAACGCGGUGAACCAACGGGACGUACCAAAAGCUAUCACGACUAUAAAAUCACCGAUGUCUUUUUCAAAUUACGACGAAAAAACCAGUUCCCCUUCGGAUAACACGGACACGGAUGAUCCUUUCUCUCCGCGAACAGACGCGAAAUCAACGCUCACGGAUUUCAACGAACGCGUCGUAAUCGAUGAAAACGCAACGAGAAACGAUGAAACGAAUUAUCAAGACGGUGACAAUCCGCGGCGAGUGAAACCGGGUGUAAAGAACGUUCCGAUUAGAUCCGUCAACUACAAACGACCGCUACCGCAGAGGAUUAGCAGCAGCAUGUUGAGUUCGAAUCCGGACGGCUAUUAUUUCGACAACUCUCUCUUUUUCCCUGAUCGAGAAUCGAUCCUGGUGUUCGGUGGAGUCGAUCCCCACGAGGAGUACGGUCGUCACGGGAACACGGGCAAGGACAUAUACAGAUUUAAACCUGACGAGAACACUUGGGAAUUCGUGGGUGUGAUACCGCAAGCGCGACACCAUCACUCGGCCGCCUAUCUAAGAGGUCGUAUUUACUUAGUAGGAGGAGCGGAUCCGCUGGAAGACAAACUGCACAGGAAGAGCACCGCGGUUGGAAGCAUGUGGAGUUACGACCCGACAACCAGGACUUGGUUCAAUGAACCCGGCAUGCUGACAGCCAGAAAAGACUUCGGACUGGUGGUCAGCCAUGGGAAAAUGUACGCCAUAGGAGGGCAAGGCAGCAACGGGAUAGCUUUGAAAACAGUGGAGACUUUCGAUCCGUCGAAUUCUACUUGGAAGGAGAUGCAACCGAUGCAGACAGCCAGGGUGGGACCAGCCAGCGUGAAAUAUAGAGACCUAAUCUGGGUCGCUGGCGGCAUGACAAAAUCGAAAAAAGAGCUGUUCUCGAAAGACGUGGAAUGUUACGACCCGAUGAAAAAUUUAUGGUUAAAAACGGUUCCUUUGAGGACACCUAGAUGUUUUGCUUCCUUUUACGUUGUGUCGGAUUGCCUUUACGUGAUCGGUGGAGCAUCGACCACCGAAAACGGAACCCAGAGCAUCAACACCAUCGACGUGUGGAACGGAAACGAUUGCGUUUGGAGAGAACACGCAAACAUGUCGAUCGCGAGACACGGACAUACCAUCGGGUCGAUAGGAGACCAGUUGUUGAUCAUAGGAGGUGUGACCACAGUGUUUAUGAAAACCUUGAGCAGCGUCGAAUGUUAUUGUUGUGAUAUAGAGAAGUGGAUGAAAGGUGUUUCUGGGCUGCCACAUGCUGUUUCUGGUCACGGAACCGUGUCCUUACCGCCAGCAAAUCUUCUGAUUGAUCACUGAGUAACUGAAAUUAAAAGAUCAUGUUUCUCUAUGUUAUGCGUUUAAUGGUCGACACAUUAAACAAUUAUCGCUGCCAUUUAUAUUUUAUAAGUUUUCUUUAUUCAUUAUAGAUUUUAAUUUUUACACUCGUUUGGUUAUACAUUAUAGAAGUUUAUAUGAUUUUAUUUAAACAAUGCUUAAUAACGAAUAAAAUAACAUGAGAAAAGUUACCUUUCAUGUUCAUUCGACACGUGAAUCGUCCACGACAAGAUCACAACACAACAAUAGUGCCAGCGCUAUCUGAUGGUGGCUGAAGAAACUAGAAAAACAGAAAAUGGCAUCUUCGAAAAAAAAAGCAAUUUCUGUGUAUUAAUAACAAGUCUAGAGCAUUCUACGCUUUAAAAGCAGCACAAUGAG
Molecule: messenger RNA, 4821 nt
Organism: Osmia lignaria (orchard mason bee)
Lineage: Eukaryota; Metazoa; Arthropoda; Insecta; Hymenoptera; Megachilidae
Molecular function (GO): protein binding
Source: RefSeq, a predicted model, not a curated record